AUUGUUGUUGUUGUUUUAAGGCGUUUUUGAACACCUGAUUUCUUUGUUUACGUGGAAAAUAAUCACGUUGUGUAAAUUCUACUGGCGCUGUAGAUCCUCUUCCCCAGCAGGGGUCGACGUCAUCCAGACUAUAAAUGCAGCAGUCUCCAUUCAACCAAGAUACAAAGCUGAAGCUAAAUGGAUUAACCUAACGCUCGACAUUUGAACGCUGUAUUUUAGAAGAAAAAAAAGAAGGAAGCUUUUUUCGAUUAACCAAAUGGAAAUAUUUGCAGAAUAAUUGAAAGGUCACUUAUAUUAUAAGGCAGGGAUCAGAGGCAUUACUAUGGCCAUUCAUUACGGUGGUUCAUCAUUAGUCCCACAAAAAAAGGAAAUAAAAUAUGUAAAAACGGUUAUCCAAGCUCACAAUAGAAUAGGCUAUAAUCAGUGUACAAAUUAAUAACUAUGUAUUUGUUUCUUUCUGGUUGAAAUAAGAAAAUUCUGUGUUGCGUUGUCCCCUAUAUUAUUGUUACACGUUAUGCACAUGCGUUUCAGUUUUUUUGUUCUCUACUUGUUGAGUCGGAUGUUGCUCACACGUCUAUUCAAACUCCUGCAGGUCCUCCUGAAUAUGAUUCAAACUCCUGCAGGUCCUCCUGAACGCAUCCACACCGACCGCCCAUAGGAUGGUGUUCAUGGGAAUCCUCGCCCGUUCGACAGCCGAGCCAAUCCCUGCGCUGCUGCUGACGUCACGCCCAUCGCCUAUGAUCGAGGAUCAGUGGAUCGGAGUCAAUCUGGGGCUGGCUGGAGAGAGAGACAGCACGGUGCAGAGGAUUUGGUCAAGCUUUUUUUAGCCGGGUUCAUUCGGUCUGUUUCGCAUAUCCAUUCUGCUUCCAAGCGUUUUUAUUCGGAAAAAAAACUGACGUUUCGGAUAAACGUUGCGGUCAAAGGGAUCGGGUCACCGGGUGAUUUCGGGUACAUCACUGGACCUGAUGAAUCGAGGGAUUAUCGGCUGCGCAGCGUGUUUCUGGGUCACCUGUUCGCGGGGAUUGAGAGUCCACACCUAAGCAGGACCGAACCUGGUCCUUUUUGGCGUUUUGAAUCCCAUGCUGGGAGGGUAUUUAUAAUGGAUUGGUUUUUCAUCAUUUCACCAUCGAAGCUUGGUUAGGAAGAGGCGGCUGCUGAUCGGACUUGGAUAUAAUCGGAAUCGGUGCGCAAAGGAUAAAUCCAACAGACGCAAAUAUGGCCAAACACUGUCCAGACGGAGUGGAUGUGAACAAACCCUCCGACGAGGACCUCCCGAGGCUCGCAAAGGACGAGCUGGUGAGAAGGAUACGGAGAGCGGAGGGCGAGAAGAUGAACCUGAUGGUCGAGCACGGGAAUAAGAUGAGAGACGUGAACCGCAGCCUACAGGUCCACCUCCACGAGAUCCGGAGUCUCAAAGAGGUGAACCAGAAACUACAGGACGAUAACCACGAGCUCCGGGAGCUCUGCUGCUUCCUGGACGAUGACCGGCAGAAGGGCAAGAAGCUGUCCCGGGAGUGGCAGCGGUUCGGCCGCUACACGGCCAGCGUCAUGUGGAAGGAUUGCGGCGUUUACCAGCAGAAGCUGCAAGACCUAGAGGCCAACCAGGAGUCGCUGAUGCGAGAGAACGCCGAGCUGAAGGAGAUUGUGGUGAUGCUGGACGAGGAGAGGAACGGAGCUGGCUCCCGGAGCUCCAUCGACAGCCAGUCCAGUCUCACCAACCUCAACGGGAGUUCGGUUACGGUCCGGGACGUCGGGGACGGUAGCAGCACCUCCAGUGCAGGGAGCGCCGGGAGUCCUGACCAUCACCUGCACCAUCACCACCCCAUGCACAGCCACAAACCGUCCGAGGGCAAGACAGCGACGCUAAGGAGGUCUAUGGACGACCUCUCCAGCGCUCAAUUCCACAGUAGAGCCAUUCCCAAUGGACUGAAUGAUGCUUCAGCAAACUACAUCAGACAAUUGGAAAACAAGGUGCGGAUACUGGAGGAAGACCACAAGCAGAUUCUCUUAAAGUCUGGUCCCGGGGAUACGAAAACCUUAAAGAAGGGCAUGACCCUCUACCACUCGGAGUCCCAGCUCUCCUCUCUUUGCCAGCUCCAGGAGAGCAUGCUCAACGGAACCCUGCGGACCCCCAGCGGUGAACCGUCACCCACGGGUGGCGGCUACCCCCCCCCGGGACAGAAGCCCGAAGCCGUGGUUCACGCCAUGAAGGUGUUGGAGGUGCACGAUAAGCUGGACAGGCAGAUCCCGGAGGACUAUGACGAGGACCUCAGUGAGAAGGAGAAGGCCAUCGUCAGAGAGAUGUGCAAUGUGGUGUGGCGAAAGCUGGGCGACGCGGCCGGCUCCAAACCCUCCGUCCGACAGCAGCUCUCCGGGAACCACUACAAGGGCCCCAAGUAGUGGCUCUCAGGGGGCCCAGGCGGGAGGUCCUCCCUCUGUUUUCUUUUGUUUCUCCGGGGGACCUUAUCUGGGAGCCGGAGACUCGUGCUUUUGUAACCCCCCGACACUCACACAGACUGUGCAGGUCGAGUUGAUGUUGAAAAGUGGUCCGCGAGCUGUACGAGGUGAAUUUAAACGGACCUAUCGGCUACCCGUACCAUUUCCUCUGGCCAAUCAAGGGACAAGACUGGAAAAAUAAUGCAGAGAAAUAUAUGAUUACCCUGCAGCAAGGCUAGACCCAACUCGAUGACCGUUGUUAAAGAAAAUAUAUAUUCCCCAAGGCCAUAUGGAAAGAUAUGCUUUUUUUUUUUUUUUAAAUCACAGAACUUGAAGCGUCUGUCAAUGAAGUAACAUGUCGUUUUUUUUGUCUUCUUGAGGUCCAUCUUAUCAGGGGUUUGGUGUUUGACUGAUGCACAUAACUAACGACACCAAUUCUGUAGAUGCAUUAUAAAACAUGGCCAGUCACGUGUCAAAGCAACCGCCAAUCCAAAGCAAAAAAGUGGCAUCCUGGAUCUACACAUUUCAUGAAAGGUAGCCAAAACGUGACAUGUGGUUACCUGAUUGAAAAAAAGGAUACACUGGUGUUCUCUCCUGUGAAUGCAUGAGUUUAAUGUAUUCACAGGAGACUAAAGUCUCCUGUGAAUACAUUAAACUCAAACUGAAUCGUCUUCACUUCACCUUGAGCCCUCCAGUCCCGACUUGCUAAAUUUGGGAAACUUGACCUAAAAUUGUGAGAAUUCCUGCAGGAGGAUCCUUCCCACUGAUGUCCAACUUUGUUGAACAAUCUUCCGAUAUGACAAUCUUUUCUGUUGUUAUGAAAUUCAGCUUCCGUGUGUGUAUUCAUCUAGAAGUCUGUGUUUGUGUUUCUGGUGCCGAUAUCUGACACCAAUGAGAGAGUGCCCCCCCCCCUACCCCAUCGGCUGAAAUAGCUAACAAUUGCACCCUUUACAUAUAAGCUGUGAUGUUUUGCCCACAUCGUGACUGGUGUCAUACACGUUGUCAUCGAUUCUCUUGAUUGAUGUUGUUGGAAGGCGACGCAUUACUGCCUGUGAGUUCUGUGAACUACCGGGCUUAUGCACGCCACGCAAACACAAAAACUAAAUCAGUUUGCCCAUAAGCUCUGUAGGCAACUUGAAGGGUGCUGUAGGUACGAUUUAAGAGCUAUUUUUUGAGUGUGAUGUGUUGAAAAUGGCUGCACCUGCCUCUUUAUGAGGUUUACAAACGUGACACAUUUUUUCUCUUCUGCCCUAUCCCGCUCUCUCUUUACAUCUCUUGAAUCUUACCUACAGCAGCUUUCACCAAAUGUGGACAUUUGCUGUGGUUUCAGAUUGCAAUGCUCUUGUCUGCAUAGCCUGACUGCUGAGAGAAGGUCUGUUUCUUGGUUUUCAAUCAGAACAAACCAUUCUUUCUUGAUUUAUAAAAUUGUUAUCCUGUUGGAUAUGUCCCCAGUAGCAAAGUACAGACCUUUUUACCCAAUACCUCAUUGCAAUUUUGUUAGUGAAUAAAAUGAAGUAUUCCCUGUGUAUACUCUUAUGUGUUGUAGUAUACACAAUGUACACUUUAUAGUAUAUACUGUCAGAAAUAUAUUAGGAGUUUUAGAAUUGUUGCAUAAGCACUUGCUAGGGGUAUUUGAAGACACUUGCUGCAUUAUUUUUUAUUUUGUAUGAGUCCCAUUUGAGAUACGUCAUUAUUUGUGCACCAUGCUGUUUUUCUUUAAAGAUUAUCGUGACUUUAUUUGCAUACUCUAUUCUCAUUCUAUGAGAUAACACAUGGCUUUUAGCCACUUCAUGCCACAAUCGUUUGGUUGUAUGUCCUGAAUGCAGCAGGUGGCUUUCAUUUUGUAGUGACUUCUGUUAUGGCAAGCCAUGUAUUAGCCUAAUAGGCAGCUUUUACAACAUGAGCAGUCAUGAUUUGAAGGUAAGAAAAGUCCACUUGAUAUGACAUUGUCAACUAGCCCUUGUAUUUUGAUUAAUAAAAUUAUAUAUACAUAUAUAUAUAUGUAUAUAUAUAUAUAUGUAUGUACAAACAAUAUUUUUGAAGAAGUUACCUUUUAGGCUAACAACUAUUCAAUGAUAACUAAUAACUUUUUUAUUUGAUGAUUUCAUGUUCCAAGCACAAUAGUUAACAUUUUUUGGACUUUUUUAUUUUUCAUAUUCAAAUACACUGCUUCUUUUGUCAUUGAAAGGUGUGGAUUUCAACCAUAUGAAUGCUAAUAUUGUCCUUGUGACACAUGGUAGGGCAUAAUGUAGUUAUGUAAAUAUACCUGCUCUCCAAUAACGAGGAAUAGCAUGCGUUUCUACAUUUUCUUUUUCAUAAACUAUGUAGCUUUAAAUUGAGGUAUUUUAGAAAUGUAUGCAAUAUGAAAAAAUAACCCAUUUUUAGAACACUUUGAAAUAAUAAAAAUGAAUAAUUUCUAUGUAAA
Molecule: messenger RNA, 4861 nt
Organism: Gadus macrocephalus (Pacific cod)
Lineage: Eukaryota; Metazoa; Chordata; Actinopteri; Gadiformes; Gadidae
Gene: ccdc85ca
Product: coiled-coil domain containing 85C, a
Exons: 6
Coding region: 1216-2400 (394 amino acids)
Cellular component (GO): apical junction complex
Source: RefSeq, a predicted model, not a curated record